Messenger RNA from Drosophila takahashii, 574 nucleotides. RefSeq lists its product as uncharacterized. The record is from RefSeq and is a predicted model, not a curated record. Lineage: Eukaryota; Metazoa; Arthropoda; Insecta; Diptera; Drosophilidae.
AUCUCCAUUGACGUAAAGCAAUGAAGGAAGUCGUCCUAUAUAUAUUACUAAUGCUGACCGGCAAGGGAUACACAAUCUUUCGGAAAACGUACGAGGCUCAUUUCGUAUCUCUUGAGUCAUCGGGCCCAGAGGUGGUCGAUUUGAGUAAAAUUCGAUUUUUGGGACGAGAUCACAGGGCAAAUGGCACUGUGGAGCUAAUGGAAGAUUUGGAUAAUCACUUUACAAUUUCUGCUGAAAGUUUCCUCGAUCCCAACGGCGAUGGCGAGUACAAGCAGCUCCCAUUUUCUGCUCCCAUACAAGAACUCUGCAAGUCUAUGAACUCAUAUUGGUCGUACAUCGAGAGGUCCUUGAAGUACGGAGAGAACACCAACUUCCCCUCCGACACCCGCCCAUGUCCCUUGCCAAAGGGGACUUUCUGGUUCAAGGAUGUGCUCAUCGAUACUGACGCUUGGCCGACAAUGCUGCCGCGAGGCUAUGCCAAGGGUGUGGUUAAACUAUUCAAGAGGGGCAAGUAUAUGGGCAAUGCUACAGUUGUCGCUCACAUUACCAACAUUUCCUAGCCCAUUUAUCGAAU